Paramecium sonneborni is the source of this 1652-nucleotide messenger RNA. The record is from the annotation of a GenBank genome assembly. Lineage: Eukaryota; Ciliophora; Oligohymenophorea; Peniculida; Parameciidae.
AUGAUGACUGAAUUAAGGGGUGAUUAUUUAGUUAGAUUUGAUAAAUAAUUAGGAAAAGGUUCCUUUGGAAGUGCAUAUUAUUGUUAUAGAUAGGAUAAUCCUAAAGAAGAGUUUUGCAUUAAAAUCAUUAAAAAAUCUGAAUUAAAUGAUCCAAAAAAAGAUAGUUUUAAUAAGAAACAAAUAUAAGCAGAAAUAAUGGUUGUGAAAAAUUUAUAACAUUCUGAUAGUGAAAAUUUAGUUAAAUUAAUUGAUUUUUUAGAGUCAUCUUAAGAAUUAUGUAUCAUAAUGGAAUUAUGCGAUUAUAAUUUAUAUUAAUAGUAAAAUUAGUUAAAAAAACAAUAAUAAUGGUUCACAAGAUAAGAAUAGAUUGAUAUAAUUAGUUAAAUUUUAAAAGGAGCCAGAGUAUUAAUUGAAAAUAAAUUUGUUCAUAGAGAUAUUAAACCAUAAAAUAUUCUAGUGAAGGUAAUUAAUAAAGGAUUGCCAAAUUAAAGAAGAAUAUAUAAAGUUUAAAUUUUUAAUAUUCAUAUUAGUUAGCUGAUUUUGGUUUAGUUAGAGCCUUGGAUGAUAUUUACAAAAAAUCUGAUUUGACUAGAGUUGGCACUUUUCUCUAUUGUGCUCCUGAAAUUGUUCAUAAUUUAAAAUUUUCUGCUAAGUGUGAUAUAUUCUCAUAUGGAGUUGUAUUUCAUUAAAUUGUUUUCAAUGGAGCAUUUCCUUAUAAUUAUUCAAACGAAUAAUAAAUGAGGUGUUUUCUUAAAAAAAUUUAAAAAGAACCUUUUAAUUGUAAAAAAUUAUAAGAUGAAUAAGGCAAUAUGCUAACAGAUUUAAUUGAUAAAAUGUUACUUUAUAAUUAAGAUGAUCGAAUUUCUUUUGAAAAAUUAUUAAAUCAUUAAAUAGUCACAAUUAAAUCUUCAAUGUAAGAUUCUCUUUUAAUUAAUAUCGAAAGAAAAUUUGACAAAGAAGAAAUGGAAACUUAAAUGAAUGAUAAUUAGUAAAGUAAGUUUGAUAAAAUAUAUUGUAUGAUUGAUUUCUUUUAUAGAAAAUAUCUACUCUGUUAAUCAGUUUUUGAAUAUAUUAAAAAAACUUUAAACAUUAAUAACCCAAAUUUUUUCAUCAUUUCAUAAAUAAUUGGAAAGAUUGGUCUAGAAGAAAUUAAGUUCGCCUUUGCUAUGUUAUUCAUUAUAGUAGCUGACUUUUAAAACUUUAUCAAAAAUGAACAUGAUGUUCAUCAUCUAAACCAAAUUCUCAUAAAUUAUCUUGAAUAUUCAAAUAAUAGUUAAAAAGAUUAGGAUUUACAUCAAAAAAUUAAAAAAUCCUUUUAUUUUCUUUAAAAAGAAAUACAAAAUGAUUACAAUUCAUAAAUUAGUAAUUUAUAAAAACUAGGAAACAAUAAUUAACUAAAAUAAUUAAUUGAUUUUUUAAAGGAAUCAUAAUUUAAAAAAAUUCAAAUUCAAAUUUACUGCUAAACUUUAUAAGAAUUUCUUAAUAGUUAGUAAAUCAAUCUUGAAGUUUUUAAUUAGUAAAUAUAUUUUAUUUUUCAUUUUAGAAAGAUUUAAAAAAAUAUUUAAAAUAUCAUAACAAUAGAGACUAAAUAUGAAAUUUAAAAAUACUAUUUUAUCAAUCCUGACGAGAUUUUCGAGAUUAAAAAUUAAUGA